UUGAAAAGAAAAAAAUGUCCAGUGUCGUUGCGAAAAAGGAAGAAGAAAAACCCCUCGACUGUUCGACAAGAGAUGCGAUUGCUGAUGGAUUAGUUGAUUUGCUGAAGCCAUCGGUUGAAGAAAUUGAUGGCCGUGUGAAAACUGUCAGAGAGAGCCAGAUUGAACUAAGACAGCAGAUUGAUCUGGUAGCUGAAGAUUUAAAGAAAAUAGCUGAGCUUCAAGGAAUUCCAAUAGAUCUUGAACCUUAUGUGAAAAAACUCAACAAUUCCAGAAGAAGGGUUAUGCUAGUGAAUAAUAUAUUACAGAAUGCUCAGGAUCGUCUUAACAAACUCUAUUCCAAUGUUUCUAAAGAGACAGCAAAACAGAAAGCAUUAGUUGAUCCGCAGACAAAAUGACCACAGAAGUGAUGCAGACAAUGAUGAAAUUAUAUGGGCUGUCAGUAGUUAUAAUUGAACUCUUGACAUAAUUGUAUGCAUGUCAUAUUCAAGAUUAAGAUAUGUCCGAGAAGACUUAAGGGGAGAUAAUUUGAUAAACUAUAUACUAAGGUUUAAUUUUGCAACCUGCAUUAAAAAGAUAAUUGCCCACGGUCAUUCAUUAGCAGCGACUUGCUUUAAAGAGGAGCACACAUAUACAGUUUUUACUGGCAUUAUUUAAAUGACUAUAUAUCUGUCUGUAAAUUUUAGUUCAUCAUAAAUUAUGUCAUUGUUCUAUAUAGCUUAGGUUGGAACUCCCCCUGGCAAAGUUGAAUCAGACAUUUUAUGCUGUUUCAUGUCAUUUUGAUUUUAAAUUUUUCUGACCAAAUGAAGAUUAAUCCAGAAACAUAUGGUUAGGAAUUAUACUUUUACGUUAUGUUAUGUGAAUACUAAUGAUAGUGCUUGGAAUAAUCUGUUUAAGGAUUUAUGAUAGAAAGUAAUUAUGUUUAAAUUGAAAAUACUCAUAUUUUUAAUUUUGAAAAUUGCAUGUUGGAAGACAUUUAUCAUCUUAAGUAAGAACAUAUAUAGUUGAUUGAUUAAAGGUGACCUCAAAAUGUCUUAAUAACCAUAAUGCCCUGUGAUAUAAAAAUGCAGAAUUUAAGAUGAAAUAAUAACAGUCUGACAUUCUUGAAAUUUUAUAAGAUGAUGUAUGCUUUCAUUGACAUAUUUUUAGCUUUUUUCAUUUUAUCAUGAUACUCACUUUAACUCUAAGAACAGGUUUUUGGCACUGAAUUCAUCUUAUUUCAAAUCGGGCCACCAAACAGUGAGAAAAUCCAGAUUAUUUAAUGAAAUAUUUUCCAAGGUAUUUCAACCUUUUACUUCCUUUGUUUACUUUAUUGUUAUUGAUUUAUUGUUAAUUUAUUGUAUUUUUUUUGCGACUAUGUGGAGUCUACUUUCUUAUGUAUAUAUAUCAAUAUUAUAUUGUAUGAUUUUCUAAUAACAUGUGCAAUAAAAAAUAAAACAAGAGUGCACACCCUGAAA
Mytilus trossulus (common blue mussel) is the source of this 1454-nucleotide messenger RNA. RefSeq names its product SNARE-associated protein Snapin-like. The record is from RefSeq and is a predicted model, not a curated record. Gene Ontology annotation, molecular function: SNARE binding. The transcript is spliced from 4 exons. Gene Ontology annotation, biological process: intracellular protein transport; lysosome organization; lysosome localization. Gene Ontology annotation, cellular component: BORC complex; synaptic vesicle; BLOC-1 complex. Bases 15 to 395 code for a protein of 126 amino acids. NCBI's taxonomy places the organism in Eukaryota, Metazoa, Mollusca, Bivalvia, Mytilida, Mytilidae.